GUUUUCUAAUGAUCUUGCUUCGCCAUGGCAACCAAUAUGGAGGUGCUGGCUCAGCAGGUAAUGGAGACUCAGCAGGUGGCUGAGGAAAUGCACCGUGGUAACAUAGUGUGAUGGUUGUAUCUUGCCACUGGAGAGAUCGCUUCAUCCCAAGAAUUUAUGAAGCUCUGUGAUUUCUUCCUAGCCGGUACAGACUAUUCAGAAUUCACUAUCUGAUUCUCCAGUGAUGACCAGCCCUUCCCAGCGUAUCCAGAUUAUUUCCACAGAUUCCUCUGUAGGCUCACCACAGCGCAUUCAGAUUGUGACCGAUCAGCAAACAGGUCAAAAAAUCCAGAUAGUGACAGCAGUGGACUCAUCUGUGUCUCCAAAGCAACAGUUUAUUUUAGCCAGUCCAGAUGGAACUGGUGCGGGAAAGGUGAUUUUGGCAGCACCUGAGACAUCUAAUGCCAAACAACUUAUCUUUACCACAGCAGACAACAUUGUGCCAGGCAGAAUUCAGAUAGUGACAGACUCUGCUUCGGUGGAACGUUUGCUGGGAAAAGCUGAUGUUCAGCGGGCCCAGGUAGUAGAAUAUUGCGUGGUCUGUGGUGAUAAAGCAUCAGGUCGUCACUAUGGUGCUGUCAGUUGUGAGGGAUGCAAGGGUUUCUUUAAAAGGAGUGUGAGGAAGAAUCUGACCUACAGUUGUCGUAGCAACCAAGACUGUAUCAUCAAUAAACACCAUCGGAAUCGCUGCCAGUUCUGUAGGCUUAAGAAAUGUCUAGAGAUGGGCAUGAAAAUGGAAUCGGUUCAAAGUGAAAGAAAGCCUUUUGAUGUGCAACGUGAAAAACCAACCAACUGUGCAGCUUCCACUGAAAAAAUAUAUAUUAGAAAAGACCUACGAAGCCCUCUAAUAGCAACUCCAACAUUUGUUGCAGAUAAAGAUGGGGCACGGUCUGCAGGUCUUCUUGAUCCAGGAAUGCUUGUGAAUAUUCAACAGCCUCUGAUCAGGGAUGAUGGUACCAUCCUCCUAGCUGCUGACUCUAAGGCUGAGACAAGCCAGGGUGCUUUAGGAACACUAGCAAAUGUUGUAACAUCUCUUGCUAAUCUCAGUGACUCACUAAAUAAUGGAGAUACUUCUGAAAUUCAACAAGAAGAGCAAUCCGCCAGUGAAAUUUCACGGGCAUUUGAUACUUUGGCCAAAGCACUCAAUACCACAGAUGGUACAGCAGCUCCUAACUUGGCAGAUGGAAUGGAUCCUACAGGAGGAGGGAAUAUUCACGUAAUUAGUAGAGAUCAGUCAACACCAAUUAUUGAAGUGGAAGGACCCUUACUUACAGAUACACAUGUUACGUUUAAGCUGACAAUGCCCAGUCCAAUGCCGGAGUAUCUUAACGUACACUACAUCUGUGAGUCAGCAUCACGGCUACUUUUCUUAUCUAUGCACUGGGCUAGAUCCAUACCUGCAUUUCAAGCACUUGGCCAGGAGUGUAAUACAGGCCUUGUGCGUGCCUGCUGGAAUGAGCUGUUUACCUUAGGCCUGGCACAGUGUGCGCAAGUGAUGAGUCUGUCAACUAUCCUAGCUGCUAUUGUCAACCAUCUUCAGAACAGCAUACAGGAAGAUAAGCUUUCUGGAGACAGAAUAAAGCAAGUCAUGGAACACAUCUGGAAACUUCAGGAGUUCUGUAACAGCAUGGCCAAGAUUGAUAUUGAUGGAUAUGAAUAUGCAUACCUUAAAGCUAUAGUCCUAUUUAGCCCCGAUCACCCUGGUCUGAACAGUUCAACCCAAAUAGAAAAAUUCCAGGAGAAGGCACAGAUGGAAUUGCAGGACUAUGUACAAAAAACCUAUCCAGAAGAUACUUAUAGGCUAGCCCGGAUUCUAGUUCGCCUGCCAGCACUUAGGCUGAUGAGCUCUAGCAUUACUGAGGAACUUUUUUUUACUGGUCUCAUUGGAAAUGUUCCAAUUGACAGCAUAAUCCCCUACAUUCUCAAAAUGGAAACAGCAGAAUACAAUGGUCAAAUAACUGGCACAUCCGCAUAGUGGGAACAACACAAUUUGGAGGAUCAAAGUAAUUUUCACAGAAACGUACAAUUAAGAAGUUAAAAGAAUAGCAUUUUGGUAUGUACAAACAUUUCCAACUUGUUACUGUUUCCUAUCGGAUUUCUCUUUGUCUGUUUGCUAACACUGACAAGAUUGAAGCAGCUAUUAAAAGAGCAGCUAUUGGACCUUUUCUGCCAUGAGGAGUAUUUCUGUGCCUUUCAUUCAAAAGGCUAUAGGUUACUGAACUUACUUUUCACGUGGUUUGUAUUUAGAAAUUAUCACUGGUUAAAAAUAGAGUUUUAUAAUAUCAGAGAUGAGUAAUAAGAUUACUUUAAAAGUAAAAAUGAACAGUAUAGGUAGAUUUAAAAAUAUCCUUGAAAUUAAUAUCUAAUAAUUGCUGGGGUAUAAUACUAGCACUUUGUAAGCACUUCUUAUCAAAGCGAUGAUAUCAACGUCCUGCUUAUGAGUAGGAAGGAUGAAAAAAUUGCAUAUGUCCUUAGUAAAAAUGCUAGUGAUUUCUGUGCUAAUGUAGAAUGCUACAGGAGACAAUCAUUCCACAAAAAGUCACUUGCUUCUAUGUUAUACAUUAAAUAAUAAUGUGGAUUCUUAGAUAUCCAUGUUAUAAGGAACUAUACUGUCAAAUUAGUGCAGUUGUUAUUAACAGCAUGAAUUGAUCAUAGUGACUGCUACAUACUACAGAAAUGACCAAAACUAGGAGGAAAAAAACGUUUCUACAGUAAUGGUGAAUUCUUCAGGUUCCUUAAAGUUUCUGUUCAGCUCAAAACUUAUGAUAAAUAUUAUCCCAAUAGGAAGCCUUUUGAUUGUGGAGAAUAAUCAGUCAUUAACUGGAAGAGCAGUUGUUUUCAAAUAGAGGUGCUCUUUUAAAAUGCUCUGUAUAUCUACAAAUUUGCUCCUUCUAUCUGUUCUCCUGCACACUCACUCAUCCAGAAAAACCUGGAAAACUGAGAACCUCUGGCUGUCCUCAACAAGAGUAUGUCAUAAAGCUCUCAUAAUUUUUUCUGCCCCCUUAUUAGACAAAGCACUCCCAGUUUUGCAGUGCUUUCAGCCACUUUAUGGCUCAAUUUGAAAAUGAAGUUGGGAUUUACAAUUUUAUGUACGAUUGCAGUUAAUGACUGAUACAGUGAUAAAAUGAACGACUUUUUAAUAACCUACAGUGAUGAACCAUCAACAUGCUUUCUUGUACUGGUCAUUACCUGCUAGUAUUGCUUUUAGUUUAGUAUAAAUUAUUAUUAUUGACAUUGAGUAUUUUAAACAAAGUGUUUUGUUUCUUAAAAAGAAAACAAAAAAAUCAUGGCGGUGAAGACCUUCAUCUGAUCCUGGCAUAUUAGAUGUAUCAAUUAGUUUAAUUAUUUGUAUAAUAGAGAUGUUCUCUAUUUGCAUAAUUUUGUGAAAAUAAUCUAAUGAGAAAUUCAGCACUUUUUUUUUUCUUCCACUACUGACACUUAUUUAGGAACAUCAACCAGGUUGGUGUUUGUGUCUUUUAAGUCUGAAUUGUAGCAAAGACCUGAAGCAGGUCUACAUAAAGCUUCUGAUGUAAUAAAAAGUUCUGACCUGGUAUACUUCUACAUUCUCAUUAGGAGACUCACAUUUGUACAACUCAUUAUGACAUGAGUGUUACGUGACUACAAAGGCUAUGUAGUUAUAGCUUCUGGAUGCAUUAAGGUCUUGUACAGUCACCACUGCUAGAACAUUCGUGUUCUCUAAAGCGUGUAACAAGAAGUCCAGUAUACAUGCAGAGAUCUGUAAUGUUUCACUUCUCUCAGUUUUGCUGUAUUGAAUGAAAUUGUACUUCUAUGUGGUGGAAGGCCUGCAUUCUGAACCUUAAGUCAACUGGAAUGCAAGACUUUGUAGUAGUUGUUGCACUGCAGUAUGACUUAGUGUGAUUAUGUCAGCACACCUGGUGCAGAGUCCCUGUUCUGAAGGUAUAAGAACUAAAAAUAGGAGCUUUAUCAACAACAGAAGUAGUACCUACCUUGGAAAACUUUGUGGCUGGUUUUGUUAAAAUUGUAAAUCUUACGGCAUUAUGUUACUGUUCUAAAAGUGGUAUGCACUCAACUUGUGAUGGUUUUCAUUGCAAAAAAAAAAUUUCAUUUUCUUCCAAUAUUUUGUAAAAAUCAUUUAGGCAACUAAGUAGGCAUUGUUAAAGAGAGAUGAAAUAUUCCUGAUCACAAAAGCUAGGAGUCAAAGGUUUGGCAUGAAUGAGCUACUGAAAGCAAUUGCUGCCAUACGAAACCAUAUUCUCCAGCAGAAAUAGGACUCCUUUACACUAAAUUUCAGGUGUUAUCUGGCAGCAAAGCUAUUUUAGUUCAUUCAAAGAAAUGUUUUUUCUUUCCUUUACCUGUCCACUAAUAUAAGGUAGAUGUUCUAAAGAUGCAGAACUGACAAAAAGAUUCUUUCUGCCAACAGUGAAGGUGUUCCUUGCUAGCAACUACAGGAGACACAGGAAAUAAAGAAAAUAGAGCAGAUACAAUCUUUGAAAUCCACGUUCAUCAUUUUUCACCUUAUGGAAAUUGAGUUUUCAGGCCAAUCUAACAUAAGAAGGCAGAACAGCAGGCAUGGUAAGCUGCAAGCUUAAGAGAAUUUUAAACUCACUACCUAGUUUGCAGUUAAGCUGCAUCAUAGAUUCUGAUCCCUUAUAAUCCACCUAUGUUACGUUAGGAAAAAAAUCAUUGGUACUGCAAAAAAAUACUACAAGGCUAAUAAUGUAGCUAGUGUCAUUACUGAGUUUGCAAGUGAGUGGAAAGCAGCCACUGACUAAUCUCAUUAACUUGUCUUUUAAAUGAGCUUCACUUUGUUUCUUUUUUGCAAGUGCAGCCUUUUGCUUGUGAAUAUAGAACAGGAUUUUUUUACAUUAUUGUAAAAUUCCUGAAAAAUGAUUUCUUGACUUCUAAGUAUGGAGAUAGUUUGUUUUCAUACAGGCCUAAUAAAGGCCAAAUUUGUGUUUACAGAACUAGACUCAAAAAGUGGUUCUAAGAAAAGUGUCAUCUCACUGAAGCUCUACUUAGUGCCUAAAAUAUACUCUUAAAAAUCUUCCAGGUCCUGUUUCUGCUGCUCGUGAAAUGAAAAUAGUAUGUGGUGGAAAAAUAGCAAUGAAGUAUCUGAUUAAAUGGAACAGAACUUGUUUUUGUGUAUAUAUUGGUAGUAAUUCAUUCAGAAAAUUGUUAGAAUUCUGUACUGACCAAAACUGGUACGUACAGGGAAUGAUAAUAAGGCAGUAAUGUCCAUGGUCUGUGCACUUUGCUUCCUAAUUCUUGAGAAGGAAUGGAUUUGGAUCUUGUAGAUGGAAAAAGAGCAAUGACAGAUGAUAGUGUAGAGUAUUUGGGGUUAGCUUUGAUAUAAUUAUUUUUAUUGCAUUUGUGAGAAAGACGAGAAGGUUUACUAAUUCUCAUAUAGAAUCAUAUGUUGGAUUAAUGAGAUGCAGGACAAGGCCACCUGCAAAAGUCACUCUUUUCUGCCUAUUUACACUUCUUAGAAAUGAAAUACAAUCCUUUUGGUGCAAGUGGAGAUAUUCUGUUGUGAAACAGGUUAAAAAAAAAUAAUAAUAAUCUCCAGGAAUUUUAAGUGGAUCCUUGGAAGCAUACAGUACUCUAUUUUAGCUGCCUUGAACUCAGUGAAUCACAGAAUUGUGGGGAGCUGCAAGGGGCCUCUGAAGAUCACAUAGUUCAACUCCCAGCUAAAGCAGGUUCCCCGGAGCAGAUUACAAAGUGUUAAUUAAGAAGGCUUAGAUUUCAUAGUACUCUGAGACAUGAAAGUAUUGUUUGUCUUUGUUGAUUACUUGGUAUCAUUUACAAAGGUUUUUGUUGUUUUUUUUAAAUCAUCAUUUUGAAGCACUUGGCCCUCAGGGCAGCAAUAAUAUAAAUAGCACUGACUCAAGGUUUCUGUACUGAAAGCAGCUGUCUCUUUAUGCCUUCAGCAGACAGCAUAUUCUGCAGUGUGAUUGGGAAAAUAAGCCAGGACCAAGACUUCCAGGUCAAACCAGUCUCCUGAGUUUAUCUUCUUUGCUAGAGACUAUAAGACACCUUAGCAUUUUCAGUGUUAUAUACAGGAUUUUUCACUGGUUUCUGAAUUUCAUUGAAGAUGGUGGAGAUACCAGUGUGUUUCUCCAGUCAUUAAAAUUCAGAGGUAGCCAGGAAAGAAGAACUUAGCAGGCUCAGAAUUCUACCAAAGAAGCAGUGAUCAAAGCUGCUUUCUGCAAUAACAGUACCGGUGAGGGAGACCUAUUUGAACUGGGUGAUGGGAGUAGUAGAACUGGCGGGUCAGUCUAACAUACGCUUCUAGCAAGUGUUUAACCAACUAAACUCUGUGAGUUAUGGUAGUAUAAUUGCCCGGUUCCACAGCAUUUAAGGUGCUUAUAAAGUGAAAAUGAAACUCAGUGUGUAGCCUAUAAACGAUGUGAGUGCCCAGCUAUCAGUUCUAUGAACACUGCUUAGUGGGGAGAGGACAGGUGCACCGGUAAAUACUUGUAAGAUCACAUUCCCCAGGAAAAAAAGAAUAUAUAUUGUUUUUCUAUAUGAAACCUUUUUUCUCUCCUUCACUUAUUCUGCAGAGCACAAAAACAGGGUAGGCUGGUUCUUUUCAACUCUGCUGUUGCCACGUAAGUGAAAGAGUAGAAAUAACAUGUGAAUGAGUUCCUGUCUGUCCCAGUUGUAUGGCAAGAGUGGCAAACAACAGAUGUGGUGACAGUUUGCCCUAAUGACAAACGUGGGCCUGUUGUGGCAGCAGCACAUAACAUCUUUAAACCCAAUACCUCAGUUCAUCCAGGUGGAAUUAGCAAUGUGCAGCCAUGUUCACCCCAGAGGAGAAAAAGGGUGGAGGAGGGUCAAAUUGUCAGCAUCUACUGCAUCUUGAGUGUCAGAAAAUAAUUUUUAAAAUGGUUUUGUAUGAAAAUUACUGAGAAGGCGUGGUAAAGGGGAGUGUAAGUGGAAAACGCUUCUCGCACUUUUUGGUUCUAAAAUUGCUGAGUUAUUUUAUCAGAAAGUCUCUUGAAUUAAACUCAGGCUUACUGUUUGCUCCAAUUAAAAUUAUCAACAUUGUAUGGGAAAUUGUGUGCAAAAACAUUGUGUAUACCAAAGAUGCAAGCUAGAGCAUUUAACUUUUAAGAAGGAUUUUACUUUAAGUCUAAAUAUUAGACUAGAAAAACAUCCAGCCCGAAAAUCACCUUAUUACAGAGUUGUUUUUUUGCAUGAAAUCCUGAGUUCAUCACAAAUAAUGUUAUGAUGUUCCAUAAUUCCCAUAGCCCUCUUUAUUUUCUGAGUUGCAUGAAUGCUUUGAAAAUAGGAAAAUGGCUUAUUCAUGCUGUUUCCCUCCCUUAAUUUUUUGAAGGAAUUUGAUGUUUUACAUAUCCUUCCUUUGUGCCUCCCACCAUUGUAUGUUUCUGCAUGUCCAAUACUAAAACUCAUUCAAACAGCUAAUGCCUAUGUACAUAGUGUACGUGUAUGAAUGUAUAUGUGUUUAUAAGUCUAAAUAUAUUAUGUACAGUGUAUAUAAAGUGUGUAGUGUAUGUAAAUAUGUACAUAUAUGUGGCCAAAUAUUCCUGAUGUUCUUUGUUAAAACUUUGCAUUUGUUUUCUAAUUCAGAGCUACUUAAUUUUCAUUUCUUAGUCCAGACUAAGUCUGGCUUAAAGCAGGUGAACACCCAUGAAUUUCAGAGCUUUGCCCCUUUUUCUAAUCCUGGCUUGAGUUUGGUAUUUUCUCUUCAAUACUCACAAAAACUCACAAAUUCAGUGAAGCUUCUAACUUUUUCAUUAUUCUCUUCACCUUCUCUCACUUGAUGGGUAAAGUGAGCCAGUAAAGAGUUGGUAGAACCUGAAAUAUCUGUGAAAAAUAAAUGUAUUAAAAAAAAAAAACACACACUACAGUCAUACUUCCAUAUUUUCAAUAUAUACUUACUUCUCAGAAGGCUGAAAGAAAAUGUUUCUUUGUAAAGUUUUAUUUCACAGUGAAACAUUGUAAGAGGGUUUUAAGUCUUCAGCUGUAGUUAAUUGAAAGAGAACGUUACCCUGCAUCAUUGAAUAGUAGCACUCAGAGCAGCAUGCAGCCAUGCCAUUUAAAAAUGUAAUAAUGAACUAAACGAAGUUUAUUACCAAAGCUGUUAUCUGUUUUCUAGUUCUAUCAUUUUCUGAAACUGCAGUCUGUGCAGAUCUUUGCAGUGUGUGUGAAGUGUCCAUCAAUAGUGGGAGCUGGGCACAGUGUUUGUGAAAUUGGACUUGAGCAAAGUCUGUUAUGCAUAGGGAAUGUUCAGAUAUAUAAAUUAGCAAAAUACAGGACAUUCUUGUUUUUCCCUUCUGAUGACUUGAAGGUACGUGUGUAAGCCUGUAGAAGUAAUCACAUUAAAUUUUUAAGGCAUUUUUACAGACUGUCUAGGGGAGUAGUUAAAGCAUGUCCUUUGUAUUAAAGGUGAAGUGGAAUUUUCUGGGCAUUUCCCUCAGACUCAAUGUUGUGAGGACUUGUGUGCAUUUAACUUUGAGCAGAUGGGCAGACACCAAUAAAAAUAGUGAAUUUCUUGCAUGCUUAAAGUAAAGCACAGGUCUUUCAGUCAGGCUGUAUGUGUAAAAUCUUCGCUAUGAAGAAUGCUAGGAAUGAUCUUGUUUCUUGCUAUAUUGUUUAGUAAGCAUUUGUUUGUAAACUCUUGUUUUAAAUAUAGAACUUGUAAAGCAUCCAUCUUUGAUGUUUCAAGUCCUAUUUGUGAGACCUUCAACAGGAAAAUUAUUUAAAUUAAUGGCAGGAAUUCCUGUGACAGAUGGUCCUUCAUUGGUGUCAUGACAAUCAGUGUGGUCUGUAUAAUGCUUCCUUUCCCCUUCAAAAGCUGAAUGAAAGCCUGAAUGUCUCUUGAUUAAUGUCACUGUAAAGUUUUAAAGAUUAGGAAAUGGACUGCUGAGGUAUUGAUGUGAACUGAAUCUACUUAAGCAUUCAAUCGUGAUUUUGUUUUAUAUACAUGCUUGAAUUGUGUUUAUUUCUGAAGAACAAAAUGUUCUCAAAUGUAAGUGGCAGUAAAGCAGAUGCUGUAGUAUUCUACAGGAACGUGUAAUUGGCUUUCUGUAUUUGAUCACAGAAGACAAAAGUCUAAGUAGCACAUGUUGCCAGGUAUCCAGCACUCCUGAACGACUGGCUUCUUGUACAUUUUUUUUAAUGAUCUUAGGUAAACAGUAAUAAAGCAUAGGUCCAUUUUAAGGUAUUUUCUACAACUGUAGAUUAAAAGCAGUUUAAUUCAUGAAUUAAAAGAAUAUCUUUGAGAAAAAAAACAUGCUGCUUACAUAGUAUAUGUUUCAUCAUAAAUGAAGUUAAGGUAAAAAUGUGGGAAUCUUCUUUAAUUAAUCUGUACUCCAAAACACAUUUGCAGCCGGUGUUCAAACAGUUCAUGUAAGUGAGAAACUGCACACUGUGUACAUGCUGUAUCCAUUUGGCCUAGCAGGCAGAACUGAGCUCCUACCAAAAUAGC
Molecule: messenger RNA, 9472 nt
Organism: Meleagris gallopavo (turkey)
Lineage: Eukaryota; Metazoa; Chordata; Aves; Galliformes; Phasianidae
Gene: NR2C2
Product: nuclear receptor subfamily 2 group C member 2
Biological process (GO): regulation of DNA-templated transcription
Molecular function (GO): DNA-binding transcription factor activity; zinc ion binding; sequence-specific DNA binding
Source: RefSeq, a predicted model, not a curated record